Molecule: messenger RNA, 1266 nt
Organism: Hibiscus syriacus
Lineage: Eukaryota; Viridiplantae; Streptophyta; Magnoliopsida; Malvales; Malvaceae
Exons: 3
Coding region: 499-891 (130 amino acids)
Source: RefSeq, a predicted model, not a curated record
UUUUCUCUACUUAACAUGGGUAUCAGUUUGCUAGGUUUUUAACCCCAUUUUUGCUUGAUCCUGUGUUUCGACCCAUCUCUCUUUGACGGGUUUUAACUGCUACGUCAUUUCUAGGUUCCCCCCCAAUUCGUGCGAGAGGGAUAGCUUCGAUCCAGCUCUUCAUCCUCAGUGGGAUCGCUGUAACGCGAUCGUUUUAUCUUGGAUCCUCAAUUCGGUCAGCAAAGAGCUCUCGGAAGGGAUUGUCUUUGCUUCCAGCGCCGCCCUUGUCUGGAAAGAUCUCAAGGAACGUUUGACAAAAUCGAUGGAUCUCGCAUUUUCUUUCUUCACCGUGAGAUUGUGACGUUUGUGCAAGGUGACCUUUCGAUUUCUUCCUAUUUCACGAAAAUGAAGUUGUUGUGGGAUGAAUUUGAUGCGUUAGUCCACUUUUCUUCCUGUGCAUGUCCUGAUUCUCAAACGAAUAUUUGACAUAUUCAUCAGCUGCGAUUAUUUCAAUUCCUUAUGGGUCUCAAUGAGACCUUUUCGAGUAUAAGAAGUCAAAUCUUGCUUUUACAGCCGUUACCUUGUGUGAAUCAUGCUUAUUCCAUGAUUUUGCAAGAGGAAUCCAAUCGAAUUAAUCUAGUAGGUCGAGGUCACAAGAAAGAUCAGUGUUAUUGGCUUAUUGGAUUUCCAUCUGACUUCAAGUUUACAAAGCGUAAACAGUCCUCUGCUGCUUUGGUAACUGAUGAAAAUACUUCUGUUGAUAGCGUACCUACUACUUCAGCUCAGUCUUUUACUCCAACACAGUACCAGCAGGUGUUGGCUCUUCUUCAGUCAACAUCAGUUCCAGCUCAGUCAGUUUCUACUGCAAAUAUGUCAGGAACACUCAAGUGGAAGGAUGAUGAAGAUUGGUAGAAUUUAGGGAGGCCUCUACACUCUUAAUUUGUCUUAUUCUGUUACUGAUUCAUGUGCCUUUACUAUUCCUAUUUUCAAUUCUUCUCAUUGUAUGUCUUCUGCUCAUAUUACUCUUGAUGUAUGUCAUGCUUGUUUAGGGCAUGUUUCUCUUAAUAAAAUGCACAAGCUUCCUUUCUUAACCACUGUUAAGUCCACUGGUCAUCAUAUUGAUUCUUGUUCUAUUUUUUCUCUUGCUAAACAAACUCGUCUACCAUUUCCCAUUAGUACUUCUAGAGCUGAAUCACCCUUUGAACUUAUCCAUAUGGAUCUUUGGCAGCCUUACCGUAUAUCCACUCACUUGGGACAACGUUAUUUUCUUAUGAUAGUUGAUGAUUU